GGAGCCCAACAGUCACAACAAGAAGAGGAAGAGGAAAAACGACAGCUCUGGAUCGUCGUCGACUGCCUUGCGUGACAACACAGGGAUCGCGUUCAGGCUUCGGGUUGCUCCUAUUUGACCUGCAACAUGUCUGAUUUAUUGAGAUAUAUCGACUAUGACCACAAAGCCACCUUUCUGAAAAUGCUCAACCAACAGAGGAUGGAAGGUGAGCACUGUGAUGUGGUGGUGGUGGUGGAAAACAUAGAGUUCAGGGCUCACCGCUGUGUCUUGGCAGCUUGCAGCAACUACUUUAAAAAGCUCUUCAAGAAACAGAGCGACGAAGACAACUCCAUCGUGGAGUUGGACUUCAUCCGCUCUGACAUCUUCGAAGAGGUGCUCAAUUACAUGUACACAGCAAGGCUCGCCGUGAGGAAGAAGGACAUCAAUAUGAUGAUGUCAUCCGGCCAAAUCUUGGGGAUCAACUUCCUGGAUAACCUGUGCACCCAGAAACGUGAGCUGACCAACAUGAAGACCCGGGAGAACCAGGCUCCAGGCGACCACGGGAUGAGAGCUCAGGACGCCAUCCUGAAGGAGCUGGCCAUGGAGGAGGUGAGGAAGAACAGCUUCUACGAUCAGGGCAUGGAUGGCAUGGGGCCGGGCGGCUCGCACGUGUCUCAGCCACACAACUACAACACCAACAUGGGUAAAGAUCCUCACAGCCACGGCUGGGGUUCCUCCUCCUCCAGCGACAUGAAGCUGGAGUACUUGCUGUACGGCCACCGCGACCACGGCUCCUGCCAGAGCACAGGAGCAAAGCCCAUGGACCACAACGCCAAAAAGGAGCGGCUGCUCACCGCCAACCGCCCGUACGGCUGCGAGCACUGCCCCAAAGCCUUCACCACCGCCGCCCACCUCAAGGAGCACCUGAAGAUCCACUCCGGCUUCAAACCCCACCGCUGUGUGGUCUGCGGCAAGGCCUUCAUCAGGGGCCCCGACCUGAAGAGGCACGAGAGGGUUCACAGCAACGAGAGGCCCUUCGCGUGCCAAAUGUGCGAAAAGGCCUUCAAGCACAAGUCCCACCUGAAAGACCACGAACGGCAGCACCGAGGCGAGCGGCCAUUCAACUGCGGCUCCUGCGACAAAGCCUUCAUCAAAGCGUCGGAUCUGAAGCGCCACUGGAACACCAUGCACAGCGGCAACCCCCGCAGACAGAUGUCCCUGUCUCCAGCCGCCUCCCAGCACGGCCAGGGAGACGCCGCCGACCAGAGAGACUGGAAAAUGGAGACCGGGCCACAUUCGCACAACUCGGGGGACUGUUGAGCCUGAAAACCCACAGAGCACACACACACAUACUGACACACAGACAUGCACACUCAAAACAUGUAAACACACUGACACAACCACAACCCUGUGACAGGCUGAUGGCCUGACAUCACAUGGACAAUGAUCGGAGUGAGUAACAAGAGAUCAUAGCAUGUUCAUAAGACUGUGGGGCUGUAUUAUUAUUCUAAAAAGUUAUGUCAAAACAAUGUUUUCUUUCCACCUGUAAAAUCAUGUAAAUGUUUAGUUCACUCUACUAUACAUAUAUUUUUCACAAAGCAUCGUUGCUAUCUAGACUGGGGGUUCUCAUAACAUUAUCCUCUUUUACUUUUAUGGGAUAUGUAACAUUUAAAUGUUUGUUUAACCUUUACUGGAUUUUAUGGAGAUUAAAGAGAGAAGCAGAGUUGGGGGGGGAAAAGAUUUUUCUGCAUAACAUUUGUUGCAUUGAGUAUAUUCAUGUGGAUGUUUUUAAUGGAUGUGUUUAGUUGUAUUGAUUGAUAUUACACUGUAAGAGUAAGAGUCACCAUUUUGCAUUUGACACAGAUGAUACCAAAGUCUUGGGCCUUUGACGGAUUGUCUUUUCGAGGCUGUCCUGCCCAAGCAACCGGCCAACUAGAUUUACUGUUAUACAGUAUAACUGUCAUCCAGCUAUCAACUGUUAAUGAUAGAUGUCUGUAUAUACUGUAGCUUAGUUUGUUGCACAAUUAGAGUACACAAUAAUUAAUUAUGCACAUAUAACAUUGUCCUACUCCUACACUUUGACAAUAAACACCAUUUGCUGUG
Molecule: messenger RNA, 2082 nt
Organism: Seriola aureovittata
Lineage: Eukaryota; Metazoa; Chordata; Actinopteri; Carangiformes; Carangidae
Product: zinc finger and BTB domain-containing protein 14-like
Exons: 2
Coding region: 127-1299 (390 amino acids)
Biological process (GO): regulation of transcription by RNA polymerase II
Cellular component (GO): nucleus
Molecular function (GO): DNA-binding transcription factor activity, RNA polymerase II-specific; protein binding; RNA polymerase II cis-regulatory region sequence-specific DNA binding
Source: RefSeq, a predicted model, not a curated record